This is a messenger RNA of Styela clava, 2025 nucleotides long. The record is from RefSeq and is a predicted model, not a curated record. NCBI's taxonomy places the organism in Eukaryota, Metazoa, Chordata, Ascidiacea, Stolidobranchia, Styelidae.
CUCUGCUCUUCCGGCAACAUUGGCCAAUGAACGCAGACUUCUGCGUGACGUAACACAUAACUUUCAAUCAGCUGUUCGCGUGCGGAUGAAUCUCAGUUUUAUCGCUCAGUCUUGUGUUAGGUUGGGUGCGGUUGCCUUUCCAUCGUUUUUUUAGUUAUUAUUAAUUGAGUUAUGCUAAGACGGUGUUAAAAAGUAUAGGUAAGGUGUUAUACACUCGUAGAUUCUUACCAUGGAUAGCAAUUUUAGUUGUUAAAUAGGCUUUGUAGGGCAACUUCAAGGACUGAAGGAGGACUAGACCUAGAAAGAUAUAAAGUUACGGUAUCACAAACAAACAAAGAUAUUUCCAUGCUUGUAUGGAAGGUUUAGAAUUAAUUUAUUGACGAUUCUUGAGUAUUCAGCAGACCCUUUAAUAUAGACUACAGUAUAUUUGAAUAAAAAAUAAUGGCCGUUUGUGUGAUGCAUGUUUGUAAGAACGAGGGGAAAGUGACCAAUUUUACUGAUGUCGGUUGGUCUAAAUUUAUAGAGUCGACAAAGACCUGGGCAGCAAAUAUAAGUCAUGCAGGAGUUGAAAAAGAUGUAGCGUUGGAAGUGAUUGAAAGAUACUUCACUUCAGAAGAAAGUGGCAAUGUUCCACCCAUUCCACCUAAUGCAGGCUACCAUCGCUGCUGCUAUCAGCGCUAUACAUGUAAAAAUAAAAUGGGUCGAAGAAAAAGUCACAAGGAAAAGCGUAAAGCCGGGGAGCUUGAUCCUGACACACUCGCACUGCCUAAAAAGAUGCUACGCUCUUCUAUACCAACAAAGGGUUUGGGAACGAUUGAACGACCGCAUAUUUUUUCCGUAAAGUGUACUAUAUGUGGAAUUACGAGAUUUAAACGCAAUAAGGUGACUGGGAAGAGAGUAUUAGAGAAACUGACUCGGUGUCAGACAUUGGAAGCAGGAUGCCUUCUCGAAGCAGCAAAGCGAAAAAAAGAUGAGAUUUUACUACUCCAACUACGGGAUGUUGAUCCGGUUGCAUCCGAAGUCCGGUGCCAUUCAAGUUGCUACCAAGGCUAUACUCGCUUCAUGAGAAGAAAGAUAGAACAGUCAGGGUCUGUGGAUACGCGGUAUGCUACUGCAUUCAAAAUGUUUUGUGAAGAAUUUAUUGUACCAAGGAUAAUUGUGAACAAGGAGAUAUUUCGGUUAACAUUCUUAAACACCCUCUUCAAGAGAUACAUCGAACAGUUUGAGCUUUUUGAUUCUCCUGGUUAUCGUACCUCCAACUUGAAAGAGCGUUUAAAAAAAAAAUUUCCACAACUUGCAUUUAUACGGUCCAAAGAGCAGACGUGCAGUGAUCUGGUGUUCGUGGAUACCAUUUCAGUUGUUGAUGUCAUUGAAGAAAAAGAAAACACUGCCGAUCAUACUGUCACAUACACUGUUAUGGAGGCAGAAAUGGAAGACGAUUCUGAGAAUGAGCAACCAACAUGUUCGCAACCAUCCGCGCCUCCUGCAACUAAUCCACAGCAAAUAUUUGCUUCUGCGAUGUAUCUCAGAAAUGUUAUUAAUGACCAUGACCCUUCUUUUCAACACUGGCCUCCCACUUCAGAGCACUUCGAUGAUAAUGCAGUAAAAAAAUCUGUACCAAAGUUGCUGGUUCAAUUUAUUAGUUGGAUUACUGGGUUAAUUUCUGGUCCUUUUUGUGUAGAAGUAGAAGAAAGAAUGUCAAAAAAAAUCUACUCCAUCUGCCAGGAUAUUGUUUACCUAUCCAAGGGCGGAAGAAUGCACAUGCCCAAGCACAUGUCACUUGCUAUGGCAGUCCGUCAUUUGACUGGAUCAGCCUCGUUGAUUACCCUCCUCAACGGUCUGGGGCACUGUGUGUCCAAUACUAUUGUUUUAGAAUACGACACUGCUCUGGCCACCUUACAAGAGCUGAAGGGUCCCAUCUUGUUUCUCCAUCAUGUAUCAAAUCAAAUCGGCCUGUGACGCUUGUGUGGGAUAAUAACGAUUUUGGGGAAGAGACAUCUACUGGAAAGGGCACCACCCAUAAUA